Amblyraja radiata (thorny skate) is the source of this 499-nucleotide messenger RNA. Its product is annotated as interferon alpha-inducible protein 27-like protein 2A. NCBI's taxonomy places the organism in Eukaryota, Metazoa, Chordata, Chondrichthyes, Rajiformes, Rajidae. The transcript has 4 exons. The record is from RefSeq and is a predicted model, not a curated record. Gene Ontology annotation, cellular component: mitochondrial membrane. Gene Ontology annotation, biological process: release of cytochrome c from mitochondria; intrinsic apoptotic signaling pathway. Bases 129 to 419 code for a protein of 96 amino acids.
AUAAUGACUACUAACCUUCGGACCGGGAAGUGUACCAUUGGCUUGCUACGUAUAUUACGCUAUUCAGUGAAUGAGAGAAUCUGUUAGCAAAAGACAACAGAAACAAACGGAGCAACCACGGCAGUGACAUGGUUCUUAAGGAAGUUCUUCUAAUGGGCGCUGGUGCUGCCACUUUCAUUGCUGCAGCCCCUGUCGUUUUAGGGGCAGCGGGCUUCACCGGCUCUGGGGUAGCAGUCGGUUCUGUCGCUGCAAAGAUGAUGGGUGCCGCAGCUGUUGCCAAUGGAGGAGGUGUUGCAGCUGGAAGCAUGGUGGCUAUUCUUCAAUCAGCUGGAGCAGCAGGACUGUCAUUCAUUGCUAAUGCAGCAGUCGGGGCUGGAGGUGCUGUAACCGGUGCAUUGCUUGGACUCUGGAGAAAAUAACCUAAAUAAAUUACCAUUCUUCCUAAACCCUGAAUAUGAUCCAAAAUGUAUUUGAUUAUUAAAAGUCCACAUGUAAAGCA